This is a messenger RNA of Didymodactylos carnosus, 342 nucleotides long. NCBI's taxonomy places the organism in Eukaryota, Metazoa, Rotifera, Eurotatoria, Philodinida, Philodinidae. The record is from the annotation of a GenBank genome assembly.
UUGCUAUUGUAGGAAACCAUCGCAGAAGAAUAUGAACUUGAAAUCGACAAUAUUCUCCUUAGUUUUAAUGGUGUACCAUUGGGAGAUGAUCAAAAUCUAUCAAGUUUUGGAAUUACACCAGGCGCUACAAUUGAUGCCAGUGUCAAACUUUUUGGAGGAAAAGUACACGGUUCGUUAGCUCGAGCUGGUAAAGUUAAAGGUCAAACACCUAAAGUUGCUCCAAUAGAAAAACACAAGAAAAAGACUGGUCGUGCUAAAAGACGAAUGCAAUAUAAACAACGUUUUGUUAAUAAAGUAUCGGCAUUCGGUCGUCGACGUGGUCCAAACUCAAAUCAAGCUUAA